GUAAAUAUAGAAACUAGAUGUAUAAUUGUUACAUACGUUAAGAACAUAAAUGUUUGCGUUAUGUUCGAGUAACUGUCGACUUCAUCUGCCGUAAAUUAAAUAAUUUUUCGAUAUUAUAAAGAGGAGAAAUGGUUUUAUUUGAUUGUUUGCUAUUAAACUUGAUGACUUAUGCCGUCAUAAUUUCGACAUCAUUUUAUUUCUACUUAAGAUAUCGUUAUACUUUUUGGCAACGUCAAGGAUGUCCUGUUCCGUUAGAACCUCACAUUAUAUACGGUCAUACUAAGGAGGUAACUAAAAUGAAAACAUGGGUAGGCGAACAUUAUGCUAGCAUUUAUUUUAAUACUAACGGAUACAAGUUCGUCGGUUUCUAUCAGUUUCAAAAGCCGAAGCUAAUGCUUCGAGAUUUAAAUAUUAUUAAAGAUGUAUUUACAAAGGAGUUUUCUACUUUUCCCAACCGUGGAAUAGUAUUUGAUGACAAGCUAGAACCGCUUACUGGUAAUUUAUUAACACUAGAAGGCCAUAAAUGGAAAGUUUUAAGAAAUAAAUUGACACCAGCAUUUACCAUUGGAAAAAUAAAGAACAUGAUUGAUCUUAUAGAUGGUAGAGCUCAAGAAAUGGUCAGAAUUCUUGAAGCGCCGGCAGUAAUUGAUGAACAAGUAGAAUUUAAGGAACUAUUAGCUCGAUUUUCAACCGAUGUUAUUAGUAUUGUGGCAUUUGGAUUCGAAACCAAUUCGUUGGCUAAUCCUGAUGCAGAAUUUCGGAAGGUUGGUCGAAUGCUAUUUUCAACUAGUAUAGAAAGUAUCAUAAGAAAUGCAUUGAAUGCAUUGGCUCCAAGUUUAAUCGGAUUACUAAAAGUACGAAGUAUCAAAAAAGAAUAUGCCGAUUUUUUCUAUAAUGUAGUGAAUGAUACAGUUAGAUAUAGAGAAGAGAACAAUAUACAACGAAAUGACUUUCUAGACUUACUGAUGAAAAUUAAAAGAGGCCAGAAUUUAGCUUCUGAAGAAGAAAGUAAAUUAGUACUUAACGAAAACGAAGGAAAAGAAGAUUUUAAAUUUACUAUGGACGUAUUGGCAGCUCAAUGUUUUGUAUGGUUUAUUGGAGGCUAUGAAACUUCAUCAAUAACGUUAACAUUCACAUUUUUUGAACUUGCCCAAAACCCGGAAGUACAGAUGAGAGCUCAAGAUGAAAUUGAUUCAGUACUUAUUAAACACAACGGGAAACUAACAUAUGAAAUAUUGCAAGAAAUGACUUAUUUAGAUAUGAUUGUAUCGGAAGCCUUACGAAAGUAUCCACCAGUGCCUAAUUUAACCAGGAAGGCAGUAAAACCAUAUAAAUUACCCAACUCAGAUUUCACCCUUAAUAAAGGACUCCAGGUGGUCAUACCAGUAUAUGCUAUUCAUAACGAUCCUGAAUAUUGGCCAGAACCAGAAAAAUUCAUUCCGGAAAGAUUUACAGAGGACGAAAAACACAAUAGACCACAAUAUGCGUACUUACCAUUUGGCGCUGGACCUAGACUAUGCAUUGGUAUGCGGUUCGGAAUGAUGCAAGUAAAAGUGGCGUUGUUUAGAAUAUUAUCAACGUAUAACAUUUCACUGUCCAAAAAUAUGAAACUGCCAAUAAAACUGAAUCCAAAAACUAUACCAGCAAAUCCUGAUGGUGGUAUGUUUCUUCAUGUUACCAAGAGAAAAAACUAAGUAAACAGAUUUUACGCGACAAUUAUAGGUACUACGAUUAUAAUUUUACUGAUUGAUUUAAAGUAUAAAAAUAAUAUAAACAAAUGUAAUCAUUA
Molecule: messenger RNA, 1789 nt
Organism: Aphis gossypii (cotton aphid)
Lineage: Eukaryota; Metazoa; Arthropoda; Insecta; Hemiptera; Aphididae
Product: cytochrome P450 6j1
Exons: 6
Coding region: 129-1694 (521 amino acids)
Molecular function (GO): oxidoreductase activity, acting on paired donors, with incorporation or reduction of molecular oxygen; iron ion binding; monooxygenase activity
Source: RefSeq, a predicted model, not a curated record